AUGCUGGGAAUAAAAGGCUUUUCUCGACGACUCAAAAACAAAAUAUCAAAAUUAUUCAAACACCAUGGCGAGAGGAAUACAACCGAAGACACCAUCCCCCACGCAAAGACUACACCGUCUUCAGGACGACAUCCAACCAUCACUUUCGAACCUUUCAUCGAAAAAGGUCCUUUAAUAUCCGCAUACGCAAAUUACACACCCAAAGUCACAUUCUCAUACUUACCGGGACAUACCUCAUUUCAGACGGGAUAUUUCGGAGUAGAAGAUACUGCAACCGUUUCCGGAAUGCUUAAUCUCCGCUUCCCCGACAAUGACCCGUGUUUGGCCAAGAGCAUUGUCGUAUCCUUAAUCGGAGAAGAACGCAUACGAUGGACCGAAAAGAACUCUGACGCCGAGACACCGACAAAAUCAACUAGCCGCAGAAGAUCCGAACUAACAAAUAGACUGGCCUCUAACGUAUUCUGUAAUCAGAGCAUAUGCGUCUGGCAAACGUGUCUGGUAGGAUACGAAGAGAUAUGUUCGUUAGAUAUCCCUUUCGCAUUCAAUCUCCCGACAGAUCUACCCGGCUCACUGUACCUCGACGAUGGAGUGGGCGUGAUUUCUUAUCGAUUGCGAGCAACAAUAACCCGAAAAAAUCGACGAGCGCUCCACGUCAGUCGUAUCAAAGAAGUCGCAGUUGGACUUUGGCUUACGAAAUACGCCGAAGAACCUGCCGUGUUGGAUGACGAUAGAAGUGCACAGAGUUGGAGCGUUGCAGAACCAAAUUCAGAGAUACCAAUACGAUGGUCUUCUUGGAAUGAUGCCGCGGCUAUCCAAAGAGGGCUCGGUUGGGAAAUCACCCUGAACAAGACCUUGUUCGGUCCGGAUAACCACAUAAUGGUCUCUGUCAAGCUAUUGUUCAUGGAUCCGAGAGUAAAAGUUGAAUCCAUCUCCUUUGGUCUGCAAGAGAUUAUAACCUGUCACAUAGAUGACGAACAAAUCGUCAACAAGUCUAAAAAGUACAUUCGUCAUGAACGUGUUCGUGGAGAAGACAUUGCAAUAUUGCCUGGCCCUGACACGGAAGGGUUCGUGGUCUUUGUGACUCCAACCGAUGGUGUUACCUUUGACGUGAACACUAUGCAUAUAACUGUAAAGCACAAGGUAAAGAUCAGAAUUGAUUUUAAUCAAUAUGCCGCUAUUGAAAAAAACAUUGUCAUUCGGAACUUUAUAUCAAAAAACGAAAUUGCUCUACGAUCUGCUGCGCAAGAGAGAGGGCAGAAAAGUAUAAAGGUUGAUGAAUGGCGAAUGUCGAGAACCUCGCAGAGCAAGCGGAUGCAGGAUAAAACAUUCCGCGAAAGCAAACGUUAUAGCACGAACGGGGCCGGCGUAGGUGGGAGCGGCGUUGUGAGGAUGGUCGGUGGGAAUACAACGUUCGCAUUGGAGAAUGAAAACUAUGAUGAUUUGCGACGUCAAGAGAUAGAAGAUAGGCUAGUCGACAUGCAAGAUGAAAUGCGGCAUGAUUACCUUGAUGAUCGGGAAAAAGAACUGGAUAGUAUCCAAGCGGAAGGAUCAACAAGCGGUGGAUAUGGGUAUGCCUUGAACAAUGGUCACGUUAAACUGAAUUCAGAUGAUGAGAAUGCACGCCAACGGUACUAUGAGAGUCGAGGAUGGAUAUGA
This is a messenger RNA of Paraglomus occultum, 1656 nucleotides long. Lineage: Eukaryota; Fungi; Glomeromycota; Glomeromycetes; Paraglomerales; Paraglomeraceae. The record is from the annotation of a GenBank genome assembly.